AUGGAUGUUGAGCUCUACGUCUACGACCUGUCUAAAGGUCUUGCGCGAGUGUACUCUCAACCCUUGACAGGGACACAAAUAGAUGCCAUCUAUCACACCUCACUGGUCAUCAGUGGGGUUGAGUACUACUUUGGUCAAGGCAUUCAGACUGCCGCCCCGGGUAGUACUCACCAUGGACAGCCAAUUGAAAGGGUCCAUAUGGGGAAGACUGAGCUCCCCAGUGAGGUGAUUGAAGAAUAUCUUGGCUCUCUAGCCGCCAUCUAUACUCCGGAGUCCUACGACCUAUUCCUGCACAACUGCAAUAACUUUACGCAAGAUUUCGCCAUGUUUCUAGUGGGCAAGAGCAUUCCCGAUCAUAUCAGGAAUCUGCCUCGCACUUUCUUAGAGACCCCCUUCGGCCAAAUGAUGAAGCCGCAGAUCGAGGCAGCUCUAAAAGGCGUGACCCAGGGCUCCGGUCUGGGUCCGGUUCCUGGACCAAGCGCUCAACCCACAGCAGCAAGGCCUUCUCAGGCUCCUGUGACGCCUCCAUCCAUGGCACCAGCUCCUCCGAUAGUCGGCAGAGUUCACAAUGUCAGCAAUUUGUCACAGCUAGAAAACCACUUGAGAGCUGCAUCAAACUCUUGCGCCGUGAUUUUCUUUACUUCAUCGACGUGCCCACCCUGCAAAAUCGUCUAUCCAACAUAUGACGAGCUCGCAGAGGAGGUCGGUGAACAUGGAAGGCUCAUCAAGGUGGAUGUCGGCUCAGCCUACGACGUGAGCAGGAAGUACAACGUGCGCGCGACGCCCACUUUCAUGACCUUCCUCAAGGGCCAGAAACAGGAUCAAUGGAGCGGUGCUAAUCCAGCCCAGCUUAAGGGCAGGGUGCGAAUGCUUCUUGAGCAGGCAAAUCCACCGCACCCGCAUAGAAAUUUACGACUUCCCAGUCUCCAGCGCAACAUUACCAAUUUCGUCAUGUACAAAAAGGUCCCGCCUUUGGAGAAGCUCGUGCAAAAGCUUCCAGCGGCAUUCAAAGAGUCGCCGACUGUCGGGCCAGUCAUAGAAUUUGUCAAGCUUCGCCAUUCCGCAAGCAACGAUAAUACGCCCGCAGCAGAUAUCCGGGUGCCAGAUCUCCACGCCUUCGCUACGACUUUACAAGCAAUCUACGCCACUCUUCCCAGCGACAGCCACUUCGCAGUCGUUGAUCUUAUCCGCCUCCUAUUCCUCGACCCCCGCGUGAGCGGCUACUUUGCCGAGGAAACCAACCACACCACGCUCCUCACUCUCCUUGCACCCCUCUCCCAAGAAGACCUAUCCUCAUGCCCCUACAACCUCCGCAUAGUCGCGCUCCAACUCGCUUGCAACCUAUUCAGCACCCCACUCUACCCAGACCAACUCGCCUCACCUUCCUCUGCCCUGCGGGAAACCUGCCUCCGUCUCGCGACAAACUCCCUUCUCGACUCGCAAUCUAACCUCCGCGUGGUCGCUGCUUCAUUCGCGUAUAAUCUCGCUGCAUUCAAUCAUAAUGCCCGUUUCGAUGGACAUCCCGAUCGCCUCCCGGAAGAGGACCAGGUCGAAUUGACUGCGUCCUUGUUGGAAGCCGUUUCGCGGGAGGAUCAAAGUCCCGAAGCGCUGCAUGGUCUUUUAUUUGCUCUAGGCCUGUUCGUUUAUGAGGCACCCGUUGAUGGGAUGUUGAUUGAUCUUUGCCGUGCGAUGAGUGUGGGAGAGACUGUUGCUGCUAAAGUUAAGAUUCCGGCUUUGCAGAAGGAGCCGUUGUUGAAGGAGGUUGGGGAGGAAUUGUUUGGUAAAGGUCUUUAG
Molecule: messenger RNA, 1794 nt
Organism: Penicillium cataractarum
Lineage: Eukaryota; Fungi; Ascomycota; Eurotiomycetes; Eurotiales; Aspergillaceae
Product: bifunctional C97 family peptidase/thioredoxin family protein
Exons: 4
Coding region: 1-1794 (597 amino acids)
Biological process (GO): protein modification by small protein removal
Molecular function (GO): peptidase activity
Source: RefSeq, a predicted model, not a curated record